Molecule: messenger RNA, 5640 nt
Organism: Colletotrichum graminicola M1.001
Lineage: Eukaryota; Fungi; Ascomycota; Sordariomycetes; Glomerellales; Glomerellaceae
Exons: 6
Coding region: 1-5640 (1879 amino acids)
Biological process (GO): Golgi to endosome transport
Cellular component (GO): trans-Golgi network; endosome
Source: RefSeq, a predicted model, not a curated record
AUGGCCCUUGAGCCUGGCUCUGGCCGACGGUCCGUCUCCCCCGAGAGCUCAGGCCGUGACUCCCCUCUCCCGCGUCAAUGGAGGAACCAACUCGGCGCCGAAGAGGCGCCGAUCAAGGACAAGCACUACCGUAAAUACGCAUCCGGCAUUGAGCGAGCCCUUUCACUAUUCGAGACGGCCUUGCAGGAAUGGGCAGACUACAUCUCCUUUUUGAACCGCCUCCUGAAGGCACUUCAAGCUCGACACCCCUCCACCACCACCAUCCCUUCAAAAGCCAUCGUCGCAAAGCGCCUAUCACAAUGUCUCAAUCCCUCCCUGCCGUCAGGUGUGCACCAAAAGGCACUCGAGGUCUACAGCUACAUAUUCGCGAUGAUAGGCACUGAUGGCCUUUCCAAGGACCUGCCCCUAUACCUUCCGGGCCUGGCCUCGACUCUCUCAUUCGCCUCCCUCUCCGUCCGAUCCCCUUUUCUCGAUCUACUAGAACACCACUUCCUCGAUUUGGAUCCCCGAUCGCUCCGACCGGCCAUGAAAUCCGUUGUCCUGGCUCUCUUGCCCGGUCUUGAGGACGAAACGAGCGAAGACUUCGAUCGAACACUGCGGUUGAUGGACAGCUUCAAGGCCGCAAUUCGUCCAGCGGGUAGCCAAGAACUAGAUGGUCCGCAUUCGGUCGGGGACGACUUUUUUUGGCAAUGCUUCUUCUUGGCCUCUAUCACGGGAUCGAGUCGCAGGGCUGGAGCCUUAGCCUACAUGGUGAGAAACCUACCCAAGUUAGGCGAGCCGGUUGUCCAUGGAAAAUCCGCCAAGAAUGGCGUCCAAGACGAUGAGCAAUCUGCACCGCUUGCGAAGAUGGUUACUUCACCCGAGCCAGGGCUACUUCUACGCUCGUUUGCUGCCGGCCUUGCGGACGAACAGCUGUUGAUUCAACGCGGCUUCCUAGACCUUUUGGUCACUCAUCUUCCUCUGCACUCGAAAGUUUUGCAAACGAAUGUCAAACCGGGUGAUUUGGAACUCCUUCUCCGUGCGGCAGUUGGUGUCGUCAUUCGGAGGGAUAUGAGUCUCAACAGGCGGCUUUGGGCAUGGUUCCUCGGCCCGGACCCCGCGCCGGGAGAAAGCGAGAGUGGCUUCGACUCACCCUCUUCAGCAGAUCAACAUAAUUCAUAUUUUGCAUCCAAGACCAGCUAUUUUGAGGAUCAUGGGCUUCGGCCUCUAACCCGAGCCCUCCUGGGCAUGAUCAAUGUUGACCGGGGAUCGAGCCCCGGAGAGAGGGCCAGACCUUAUAGAAUCUGCCUGUCAUUAAUGGAUCGAUGGGAGAUUGGCGGACUUGUUGUCCCCGAAGUAUUCCUCCCAAUCGUCAAUAGUGUUCGGCACUAUAGAGACCAAGCGCCCAGCAAAGCCGAUUUCAACGAGGUGUUCCGCAGUGCAAGUGUAUUCUUUGACGGCGUUGAGAGUGGUCUGAUCUACGGCGAGAUCGUCGGUCUGCUAGCACAAGCUAUAGGCCCAGGAACCUUGGCUGAUAACGAGCGUCUCGACAAACUCGUUUUGGUUAACUUCAUCUUGGCCAACUUCAACGUUCGCGAGGAAGAGAUGAUUACUAUCCAUGCACCACUUGCCGCUUUAUCUAUUCUCUGCAUGCUCGAAGACAUAAGGGAGAAGCAGGAAGCGGGCCCUGCACAGGAGAGCUCGCAUAAAAUCGCUGAGGAGGCAUUGCGCAUCACUUUGACCGUCUUAGACCUCAUUCCGGACCGAGCAUUCCCCUCAGCGGCUGCCAACAACCCCAAAAGAACGAUGGAGACCGGUGUCUUGGCAUCAUUGCCUGCAGUCGAACUCCUGAAACGGAUUAAGGCAUUUUACGUCGAUGAACAAGGCAAUCUUGAUGCAGUUCAUGUUCCCCUUUCUCCCAUCGAGGUUGGAGAGCUUCUGUUGCAGAAAACAGGCCAGCUUAUCUGCGAAGGUCUCAAGAACCCUGAGUCAGGGUCAGAUCUGGGAGCCAAGGGAAGGGUUCUAACCACCCUGUUGCUCAAAGUGCCGACGACCUAUCAACUGGAUACGGCGUACCUUUUGUCCUGCCUUCAUGAACGCUUGCGGCACUCUGACAGAUUGCCGUUUACCUCUUUUAACUCCAUUCUCUAUCUCUCCGCUCACCUCUACUCUGCAGAGAGGAUAGAGCUGCCGGACCUUACUGAACUCGUCAAUCCUCUUGUUCGGCAGGCCUGGGAGUUCUUGUCUGCUUCUGAGCCAAAAUACCACGUUGAAACAGUCAGAUCAUUGUGGCAGCUUCAGGCUGCCCUUACUUCACAGAACCGUGAUAUAGAAGCUGCGCUUGCCAGCCUGAUCAUUGAAAAUGAUGUCCAAGGAUCAUUCGCAUCACGCCCAGCUGAUGCUGGUCGCCGCUUCAGCGUGCUGUGGUCCCAUACGCUACAAGAUUCUAACGCCGAAAGACGAGGCUCCAAGACGCCCAUGACUGAAAUGCCCCCUCAGGCUCGAUUGGCAGGUUCGGAAAACUACCACGUCAUGUUGGAGCGGCCUCUCUUCCUCAUGCUAGAUGCUCUCUUGGACGAGCGAACCCAGUUGUUCAUGACUGUUAAGGGAUGGUUAAACAGCUUGGUAGGCAUUGACAAAUUGUUUCUGCUCUUCGUGCGGAAGUUUUCUGCUUUAGGGUUUCUUAGAUCAAGUCGCGAGAUUGGCUCAGCCGCCACUUCGGCCAGUUCAACUACCUUUACCGCAGACGACGACUUAGAUCUUUGCCUCUACUACCUGAGAACAUUGUCCAAUGUUUUCCGUUGGGCCCCGGAUAUCAUAUGGGCUGUGUUGGCAUCGACGAGUCUUACAGUCGGUAGCGAGCAUGCAGAGAUCGCGCAGAUGACUGGCCAAGAAGGCGACAUCACUAUGCAAGAGGUAUUUGUUCACGUCUGUUUGAGAUGUAUCGCCGGAAACAACGAGCCUGCGGAUGAGCACAUUCGCGUUCGGGCCACGCAACUUCAUCGCUACGCCCUCACCGUCAUGCAUCAGAUCCUUUUGAACCCUUACGCCGAACCCCUUGCCCGUUUGCACCUUGAGAACGUUCUUAUCGAGCGUCUUCUCCAGUCUCUCAGCGGGCCCGAUCCCUACGUUCAGGUCCUUCUCUUGGACGUCGUAUUCGAUGCAUUGAAACUUCGAGACGUCGUCAUCUCCGACGUUCCUGCUUCUCCAUCAUCAGAGAAGAGGAAGAUGAGCCUUGACCCUACCAAGAGCCUCAGAGUGUCAUCACAGUUGGAUAUAAAGCCAACAGCUCCGCCGCCCAACCUACUCAAGUGUCUCCAGGCCGGGUUGAGCUCGCCUAGCAGUCGCAGUGUUCUUGACAGUUGGGUCAGCUUCUUGACAGAAUGCUUGCCCUUCUACUCGGAUACCAUAUUCCAAGUGCUCAUUCCUUUGGUGGAAACGCUUUGUCGGCAGGUUUCGAAUACCUUCAACGACUUACAAUCCAUGUUCAGAGAUAGCGGCGGUUCUAGGAAGGGUGAUUGGAACGCGCCUGAGUCAACGCUAAUAUCCCUUCUCAAUGCUCUAGAGCAAGUUCUGGCCCGGGCACACGAGCGACUUCUGGUUGAAGAAGCCAGAACGCAAGUCGUCAAGGGCCCAGAUCAGCAUCCAGGAUUCUUUGGAAACAUGGUGUCGGGUGUCUUCAACUCAGAUGCACCACAAACCCGGAGUGCCACCGCCAAUGACAGACUCACUGUCCAUCUUGCGUUCGCGGAUGCAGUUCGCAUUUGCUUUACAAUCUGGUCAUGGGGUCAAGGCAGCGACAUGAAUGCUCAAGAUAUGACUUCGAUUUUCUCUUUCAACUACACAUCACUUCGUAUGAGAAAUCGAGCUAGACGGCUAUUGGAGCAUCUCUUUGCCGCCGAGACCUUGGAGUGCCUCGAAACGGUCAUUGAGAUUUGGCGGAGCUCAAUCAAUAUUACUACGCCGGCCCCUCAGUCCGAAGUGUUCAAUCUCCUCCCAGCAUUGGACGGUUCUCGACCCAAACACACCAUUCCUGCCAUAUUCAAUGCCAUCUACAGCAGGACGAACCCCGGGGCGUUGGACGUCUCAAGGAAAUCGACUCUGACAACGUCUCUUCAAGAUAUAGACCUCGUCACGUUCUUGGUUGAGUACGCUCGCUCGCUUGAGGACGACGCAAUGGACGAGAUAUGGCUUGACUGCAUGGCAUUCUUGCGCGACCUGCUCACUAAUCCUUUCCCGCACCGGCAGACGCUGCCAGGUCUGUUGGAAUUCGCCGCUAUUCUGGGAGAAAAGGUGGACAACACCAACUUUGGCGAGCAGCGGAAGAUGAGGCGGGAGCUUGGGGAUCUCUUCCUCCGGCUUCUGACCGCAAUAUUCACAACCAAGCCCAUGACAUUCGCGGAUGCACCGCCUUACGAAAAGUCGGAGAAGAAUCGGGAUGGUGUACGCCGAACUGCCACGUUAUCCUUGGCCACCGUUCUUGAUAGAGCUGAGGAUGUGGUGGCUAUCCUGGCCUCGGUCGUUCCAAACCUGCCCAAAAUCUUGGUCGAGACAGACCGUGUGUUGUCUGCCGCAGGCACUAUUUCGACAAACGUUAUCAACCCAGCUUUCAGAGCCAAAGGAUUUCCUGACACGGUGUCCAAGAACACUCUUGUGCUGCUUCAAGAACUGUCCAGGUUACCUAAUAACCAGAAGACCUGGAAGAAAGACGUUGGAGAUGCCUUUAAUGACGCUAGGUUCUUCGGCUCGAGCAUCGAUCUGGUGCGAAGCGACUGGUUGCCGUUACUAAGACAAUGGACCAUUAGCGACAAGGAGCGUAUGCCCGAGCUCCUGAGUCGCAUGACUCCGCCCACAACAGCCGGUAUCGUCUUCGGCGUCGGCGCCACUUCCGCCCGUCUAGAAGCAGACCGGAAGACGCAACUCAACCUCCGUCGCACUGCCACACUGGUCCUCGCCUCAAGCGAGGAUGCUUUUGUUGCAGAGCUUCCGACCAUCAUGGACAAGGUGGUGGAGCUGCUUGGGGCCACGGCGACUUCUUCACCUUCCUCCACUACCCGGGCAGAAAUCUAUAUGCUCGUCCGCGCGCUGGUCCUCAAGACCAGUGCUAUUCAUCUGGCCAUGAUGUGGCCAGUGAUCAAUGCCGAGCUCCACGCAGCCAUCUCGUCGGUCGUGGCUGCUGAUCACAGCACAGCAUCCGACACUUACAAUAACAUCUCCGUCCUGCAGGCCUGCAAGCUGCUAGACAUACUAAUCUGUGUUGCACCGGACGACUUCCAGCUCCAUGAAUGGCUCUUUGUCACCGACACAAUCGAGGCCGUCUAUCGAUCCACCAGCUACCAGCCCGUUGCAUUGGUUGACGAGCUUGCGGAGGAGCUCGGCACUAUGGGUGUCAGCUCAUCACUAGGGAGCAUUUCAGCAUCUCACCUGGCCACAAGCAGCUCAAACAGACGGCCGCUGCUCGGCGUGGGCGGCAUCAAUGACGAAAUUAGUAUCGACAGGAAAGAAGAGUUGGUGGGAAAGAUUCUCCGUCCGUUUUUUGGGCAGCUUAGCAUCUUCGCUUUCGAGUCGACAUACGCGAUGGCACCGCUAGACAGGGAAUUUUGCACCCAGGGGUUGCUGAAGGAUUUGUUCGACGAACGUAGUGUGGUCAAGGCGUUGUAA